AUGACCUUCGAUGUUCAUGGCCCCGACUCUUCAAUGUCUCUCCCUUUUGGCCAAUCACCGGUUUUUCCGAUGUUCUUGUACGAGAACGAGACCUUGGGUACGAGGUUUCCCGGACCGGGAAAGUCACCUGCAAGUCAGCAGUAGACGGCACUCGCCACCCCCCAGAUCUUGGGAUGUGGUGGAAGCGAGGAUGCCCUGGCUAUUGCGUCAAAGUUUCCUGACAUGAGGGAGAGAUCUGAAGUUUCAUUUGUUCUUUCGCGUUCAGCCCAAAGCAUCUUUAUACUUUGGGGAGUUCCUUGCUAGUUUGGAGGUUUGGAUGAUUUGUUGAUUGUGGCGGGAAGUCUUUUUUCCUUUUUCAUUAGUUCGUCCAAGGGGUCGGUAGCGAGGAGUUUGCUUGUGGAGGAGGGGUGGUUUUGAUUGGUAUUUAUCUACAGCACUGGCUGUAUUUCUUUUUUGUUUGUUGUUUGUCACUGGCCCAGCAUCGUUUUUGUUGUUGGCUUACAAUUUGUACGUGGACCAACCGGAUGAGUGAUGCGUCUUUCGACUAUCCUGAGCUUUAAUGCAUAGCAAACAGUUGCAUCUCAGCAGACCGAUUAGACACGUCCAUCUCUGGAAGCAAGAUGUCGAGUGGUCCUUUCUUCUGAUCUUCCUCAGAUGAUCGACGACUCGGUGAUUCUUUUCAACGAGGCUCUUUCGUUCUAUCCCUCAUAUUCUCCCGCUCAGCCGUUCUUGACAUGCUACUGUCUUCAACUCUCACCUCUAUCUUAUCAUCAAGAACAUUCGAGUCUUUCGUCUUCUAUUACCUUCCCCUCUUGAACGCAGGGUGGGGAUGAGUCUCAGUAAGAUCUUACCUUAUCAUUCACUGGCACUUUGAGUCUUUAAGAGAACGGAGUCGUGCAAGUACAAGUAUACACCGAGUCUCCUUUCGAAUCUCUAUCAUCACCUGACUACCUUUCUCGACAAUUCUCCUCUUUCCUUAAUUCCUCUAUAUCUCGUUUUACUAUAAAAUUAGGAAGUUCUCCUCCACCCAUGUUCAUCCAACUCAUCAAUCCUACAAGUCUAAAUCUACUCUACAAUAUCUUUCUCGCAUACAGCGUAUUGAAUUCGAGUAGCUGAGUUGAGUAGUGGCACCUAUUCAACUCAACUCGAGUAGUGAGAAUCGCUAAUCAACUUAACUCACCAAGUACUCGAUUAAAUUAUAAGUUACUCAAGUAGUGUCGGCCCGAUACCCCGAAGCGCCCCUAUCUCGCUAGCCGGACACCGGCCGGUCGGUCCAUAUAUACGGACUUGGCCGGCACGGCCGGGUGCCCCUAUAUUAGGUAUAUACUAUUUAAGUUUUGUAUAAAGGGUCUAGAUAGCUUGCGUCGCCCCCUUUCCUAUAAACGACUUCUUAUAGGUAGGAUAUAACUCUAUAAUAUCACCCCCUAAGCUUAGUAGAUUAUCCGAUUUAUAUUAAGGUAUAUUAGAAAAUAACAAAGGGGGUGAGGGGGGCCGGGCUAUCUAGACCCUUUACUUUAUAGUCACGUUAUAUAUUACUACUCGAGUACUACUCGAAUAAUUAAAUGUACCAAUUAACUUAACUUAACGGAAUCACCUACCUAAUCAUACUCAUUCAACUUAACUCGAGUAGUACUCGAGUAGGGUUAAGUAUCUAACUAGUUUUAUCAAUACGCUACUCGUAUCUACUCUUUCCCUCAUCUUCAUCUUCAUUUUCUUCUUCACCUGCCUAAGAAGAUUUACCCACCCACCCAUCUCCAGGAAUUCCAUUUAGGAUUCGUAUCCCUAAUCGCUUUUCUCCGUAUCUAGUUAAUCUUCUUAUCCUUCCUUCCUUAACAAGGGAGGAAGGGUGGGUGAACGAAGCCUGGAGAUACUUGCGAAAAUCCCUGAUUCCCCAAAGGACUCGAAGAAAGCGUACAAAUCAGCAAGAAAUCAUUAUAUAUACCAUCUCGCACAGAAAUAAAGAUACCUAUACCAGGACGCCAAAGAGCCCUACCCUUCUCUGAUAAUUAUCUGCUACUUACGUCAAGAUGUAGCGUCUGUCGCUCGCGAAAUACCCGCCUGGCUGGGUUCACCUUGGUUCGCUGGGCUCUACUGGCUGUAAUAAUUCAUCGCGAUUAGAACUUUACUACGAAGUAUAAGAUAAGAUAUUUCCGGGUUGGAAGAGAGGAGGAUAUUAAUGAUGAGUCGGUUUGGUUUGCGAGAUGGCUUUUUAUUACGAAUGUGGGGAUGAAGGUAUCUGGUCUGAGUAUCGAUUGAUAGGGUUAAGCUAGAAGCUACUAGAGAUGUCCCUUUAGCAAGGCUUGGACGAGGGGUUUGGGGGUAGUGGGUGGGGAUGAGGUGCGCUUUUUGGGGGGUAGGAGUGGAGAGUGUAGAGUGGGAAACGGAAGGAUGGGGGGAUAUGUGGGGUAAGGCUCUUUUAUAGGGGUGUUUUUUGGUGGAUUCUUGGGGGAUGUUAGGAGGAUAGAAGAUAGGAGAUCAAAGGGAAGGUAGGGAGAAGGGUCUUUUUUUAGAGGUUUGCUAGAAGUAUAUAUAUAGAGAAAGAGAGAAAGUAGGCAAGUAAGCUAAAUAAAGUCUUUUUUUAAUUCUUUUAAGUAGUUUAUUCGUAUGGAGUAUUAAUUGUUAGAAAUAGUAAAUCGGUUAGCUAUAUAUUACUAGCCAGCUCCCCUCCAUUCCCGCUAACGUGGUCCACGCCUCGACAUAAGUAGCCAGGCCAACAUAGCAUUUCGUAAUAACGAUUGUUUCUUUCCAGAAUCCCGAUAACAGUCAUCACUGAUUUAGUACUAUAUAGUACGUCUACCUCCUAUCUCCAACCCCUCACACCAUAACGUCAUACACAUCCCUAUCCCACCCAUCUACUCGUACAAAUCCACACCUCCCCUCUAGUAUCUAAUGAGCGGAUUCGUAGUACAGUUACAAGAUACCAACUCCCCAAUACACACCACAUCGUUAAUAAACUAGAUGGAGUAAAAAGAACGUAUUAGUAACCACGGUUUUGAAAUACGAGGAGGUGUAAAGACGAUGGUAGUGGGAAAAGGGGGUAAACAUACAAAUUUACUCCCUGGACAAUCGUUCAUGCAGAGGCCGCGCCCGCAGUCCUUUGUUUGAGCGGUGUUGAGGCUGGCGAGUGUGAGGGUUAGGAGGGUGGUGAGGGUUUUCAUUGUUGAUGACGGUUUUUGAUUUCUACCAAAGGGUUCUUUUUGGUGAGGAAUGGGGGUUUGGAUAUGCGAUUGUGCCUGUAGGAACGGCAGAAAUGGAUUGGAGGACGUUACUGUACUUGACUACCUUUUUAACGAAAUUAGCAUUUCCUUUUGCGAGAGAGAGGCGAAGUCGCACCGCCUUCAUGUAAAGUGCUGCCAAGAAUAGAAAAUUGAGUGGUUUGACACCCACUCCUAGGAUGAUACUUGUACUUACUGCGUAGUCUGGAUGGGAUGAAGUAUGUUUUGCUGUGUUUGGAUUUUGGACUGAGGCCGCGACCAAAGGUUUUGCAGGGUUCAUGGUGCGGUGGAAAUAGAUGUGUGUAUGUUUUGCAGGUACGAAGACUGAGGUACGUGGAGGUCUGGCAGGAGGACUUGAGGACACUGAACUUGUGUUAAUAGGAAUUAUGGGGGGUUUUUUCCUGAUUCUGAGGAGAAGAGGUUUGCUGCUGUGGUGGAGUGUGGGUAUUUGGAGAUAGAAGGGAGGGGGUUUGUCUAUGGGAAGUUGUUCAUGGCGGAUUUUGUUAUUGAUUCUGGUCCUAGUAUAAGGUGCUGGGCGUGUGCUUUUAAGAACGGAAUUGCUCGUCAACGAAGAGGACAUACUGACAUUGUUUUUUUCUUUAGGAAAGUCAAAGAUUCAUUUGAAUGGUCUGCUGUCGUCAAUAUAACACCCCUCGAGAGUAACGUGAAUUGGAAAGAUAGGAACUCUUCUGGCUCUGCCAUCUAUACCUCAAACCCUCAUGAUACUAUACAUUGUACACAUUGAAUCUGACAAUGUCGAAGGCAAAAAUAUACCUCUGAUAAGGAAAACGCUAUGGAACUAAGUCUAUGGCCUUUAGAUAUAGGUCGUAGAGAGUUGGGAGAUUCGAGAGUAGGGAGAUUCGAGAGUAUGUAAAGAAUUGACGACUUGCGCUAGCAAGUUGGCUUUCCUUGACGAAGCGCUGUGAUAUAUACACCCAUAACAUUUCUCUUUUCCCCCAUGACCUUAGUAUCCCAGUGUCUUUCUCAGUGGAACAAACUAGCCUACUUUACUUAUUCGACAGCCGUUGAACAGGCUGACGUCUUUGCUGUCUUCCUGAGAAUAAAGCGAGUUACACACUAUUACCCGUCUGCGUAUUGAGUCUAAGCUUCCUAUGUAUCAUCGCGCAACGCUUGGCUAUCGAAUUUUGUAUCGCCACGCUUUAAGCAUUAACAGCAGAUGUAAGUGGUGUUUAUUCAGCCCAAGACGAAGCAUGUUCACUCGAGCAUACAUCCCAAAUAAGGAGCCCACAAUGAACUUUGAAGAAGAGAAAGAUGACAUCAUAUUCAAAAAUAGUAUAUCCUCUUAUCCCGCUCGCCUAUCCAAUCUUCCCCUGAAUACCCGCUGAGUCCUUUACUACCGUUACACAGCGCCAGUUGUGUCUCCGCACCUUCCUCAUAUGGGGUAGAAUAAUCAGCCCGCGGCUUUACGAAAUCGUUGAAACACGUGAGGGAUUCUCUCUCUUGGUGCCUUGCUUGCGAGUCAAUUUUCGCAGCUAGAUAGAAGGAAAGAUGAUGUCAAACUUGUACCGCCGCUGGAUGGGACAUUUUUGGUCUCCUUUCUGCCACUUGUGCCAGGAGGAUUUCUUGGUUUCGAGCCACUGUGAUAUGCUGGGUAAUGAUCUGUAAGUAUUAUAUAAGAUUACCUUCGCGGCGUUCAAAAACGGCAUUUCAGAGACCGAGAGCCUGUUUACAAGGAUUUCAAUCGGUCAGGACUGUUUUUAAUCCAAAUGGUGUAGGAGUAUUACUCGAAAUAGGGCGGAGAUGCUCGGAACGGGAGGUCGGAUGUUUGUACGCCUCGAGAUGUUGUGUAUUGUCGGGAUUUGAAUUAGCGAGAGGCGGAAAGGGGAGAGGCGAUUGUAGAUGAUGUGAAUUGAGUUUUUUCUUGGUUCUAGAUAGUUGUGGUACACAUGAUGAAGAAACUUUUGUGGACACAUGAUGGGGAAUGUGAAUAUAAGUAUGGAAGAAUGGAAGGAUAGAAUGGAGAGCAAAGGUUCAAGUACAAAUAUACCUAUCAAAAUCAUACUACCAAAACAUCAAUAAGCGACAACAUCUUUACAUACCUUCGGCGAUGAAUACUACCACCACGACGACAGGACAACAAACCACCUCAACAAACACAACACCUAUCUCCAUCACCGCCACUCUUUCCCUCUCUUCCCCCACCUCCCCAGCCAAAGACCAAAACUAACCCCUCUCCCACUGGAUCCUCGCCCGUCACUCCACACGGAAAUUUCUCAAAUCCCCCAUCCCACCACUAAACCUCAUCCGCACCUCCCUCCAACUCGCCCAACACAGCCCCUCCAACUCCAACAUCCAGCCCUGGCGUCUAACCAUCGUCCACGGCAAGGCCCUAAGCCGUUUAACCACCGCCCUAGUAUCUGCCGCCUACAAAGAAACCCCCAAAAUCCCCCCUCUACCCAAGAAAUUCGCACACUACCGCAGCAACCCCGGUGCGCUAGUCUACGGGGCCCCCGGCUACAGUCUCGCCCACGAUGACCUCGAGGGACGGAAGAGAGCGGUGUUGAAGAAUUACGAGUUCUUCGAUGCGCCUAUCGGCAUCGUGGUUUGUAUGGAUAGGAGUCUAGGGACGGCGGAUAGUCUGAGUGUGGGGAUGUUUUUGCAGAGUUUUUUGUUGGCGCUGGCGGAGAGGGGGGUGCAGAGUUGUGUGGAGGGUAGUAUUGCUGGGUAUCCUGAGAUUGUGAGACGGGAAUUGGGGAUUGGUGAGGAGAUGGAGGUUAUUUGUGGGGUGGCGGUUGGGUGGGAGGAUGAGGGGUUUAGGGGGAAUGAUUUGAGGACUAGGAGGGAGGAGGUUGAUUUUACGACUAGGUGGGUGAGUGAGUGA
Hymenoscyphus albidus is the source of this 6057-nucleotide messenger RNA. The record is from the annotation of a GenBank genome assembly. Lineage: Eukaryota; Fungi; Ascomycota; Leotiomycetes; Helotiales; Helotiaceae.